CUGAAAUACAUUUGUCAAGCAGUUGCGUGCGAAUUUAGACUAAUGUCCCCUUCGUUGAAACGGGCAAAAUGCGACAAGGCAGUAGUAUUCCGUUUCUGACAAUUGAAUCUCGCACACCAACACAACACAAACACGAUAAAAUAGCUAACACAAAAUAGGCGUUCAAGAGCAGAGUGGUUGAGCCACAACGGCGAAUAGUCGCCAGUGUUGAACGAGUGUUCCCAAAAAAGCGAAUGUUCGUCCUAGCGGGUAUUCCAAGUUAGCGAGAGUUCCAGCCGGUCCAAAAACGAAAGGCGGCAGACGUCCGUGCAGUUCGUAGUUUCCCAGAGCAGCGGUGAGGUCGGAAGAAGAAGCCUCGUUCUCGGUCUUUCUCUUCCUUAUUUAGGUAAUUCUUGAAACAUUUCAGAAUUGCGCGUCACAAAGGACACAAAGAGUUCGCAUCACACGGACCAAAGAGCAUUAGAGAAAACCGCGUCACAUGAUAAGGACUUAAAAAGUAUGAAAGGAAACAGUUUCACAAAGAACUGCAUUAUAACAACUUAAAAGCAUGAUGGGAAAAUAAAGAGAACAGAGAAUAAAAAUACACACACACAUUACAAAGCAUAUUUUAUCAUCGAGGAGGCGCGUGUCUCGUGCCCAGCUUGUCUAUGUAGUUCAUCCUUGGACGUAGCUGUAAUGACAAACGUGUGUCAGUAGAUGUCAGUGUUGCAUCACUUUCAAUUAGCGCUCGCCACAGAUUUUGAGUCGAAGAUAAAAAGUAGGUGGUGAAUCUGGGCGUGUCACGUCGAGUAUGACGGAGAGAAAUGCCAACUACGACCCGGACAGUUCGGGCUUCAUCAGCACCGAGCGCUUCAGGGACCUGUUGGCGGCGCACGGCUCCGAGCUGGACCCCCACAAGCUCGAAGUCCUGUUGGCCCUCGCUGACGGGAACUCUGACGGAAAGAUCUGCUACCAGGACUUCGUCAACCUGAUGAGCAACAAGCGCUCCAAUAGUUUCCGGAGGGCCAUCCUCCAGGGGAGCAGGCACCUCAAAGGCGGCAGUCUGCGGGACGAGGUCGGCCUGGGCCUCUCUCAGCGCCUGGUCCGGCAUGUCGCUUACGAGACGCUGCCCCGCGAAGUGGAUCGCAAGUGGUACUUUGACAGCUACAACUACUGGCCCCCGCCCUGGCUGAUUCUGACCAUCACCAUUCUCGAGGUCGUCGUUUUCUUUUAUUACGGUUGCCAUCUGGACCGCCUGGUUCUGCAAGUGUCCAGCCCGUCGUUCCUCAAGAGUCCGCUACCUUACCACCCCCAGCUCCGGGCCCAGGCCUGGAGAUACCUCACCUACAUUUUCAUGCACACCGGGAUUGAACACCUGAGCCUGAACAUGGCCAUGCAGCUGCUGGUGGGCGUCCCCCUCGAGAUGGUCCACGGGGCCCCGAGGAUCGGACUGGUCUACGGCUGUGGCGUGCUGGCAGGCUCUCUGGCGGUGUCGGUCACCGACAUGACGGCUCCCGUGGUGGGCUCAUCCGGAGGGGUGUACGCCCUGGUGUCUGCACACCUGGCCAAUGUCGUCAUGAACUGGUCUGGCAUGAAGUGUCAGUUUAAAUUAUUCCGGAUGGCUAUGGCUCUGGUGUGCAUGAGCGUGGAAUUUGGCCGGGCGGUGUGGCUCCGUUUCUACCCGCCGGCCUCUCCUCCUUGCCCCAACCCCAGCUUCGUAGCUCACCUGGGCGGGGUGAUGGUGGGACUCACGCUGGGUGUGGUGGUCCUGCAGAACUACGAGCAGCGGCUGCAGGAACAGUCCCUCUUUUGGAUCUUUUUCUGCGUCUACACCUUGUUCGUGCUCUGCGCCGUCUUCUGGAACAUCUUCGCCUACAGCCUGCUCGACGUGCGGUUGCCCCCGCCGCCGUGACGCCCGUCGGUACUUCCGUCGCUGACGCGGACGACUCCCGAGCUCGAACGCGGACUCAGUCGCAGCGGCGGACGCGAUCUUCAUCCUACGGCCUGUGCGAGGGCGCUGCAACGCAAAAGUCCCUUUUCUCCGUUUUCAUUCAUUUGCUGCAUUUCUCGAAGCCUUACGAUACCUCAUGCACGUAACAUCGGGUGAGCACACCUCAUCCUCAUCAUCCUUUACAUAGCGGUGCAAAAAAUGUGAAGCCUCAAGGCCGUGUGCACACUCGACGGCCAUCACUAUUUGUCGUCGUACUUAUUCUAUAAUAUAAUGUUGAGCGCUACAAGAAUCUCAUCCAUCGUAGAACUUCCCCAAGCCAAAGUACCGGCAGAUGUAAGAACAAAAGAAAACAAAAGUCUAGCCUAUAAUAUUCCGUCUUCUGUGGUAGUACGAGAGCCGUAACGGGCAGCAAGCAAUUCGGCAGACGUGUGUAAACUUGAAUAUACUGCAAAUCUGUUCACAUGACAAGGAGACCCACAUCUUCGAAGCUUCUUUUACGUCCUGUAAAGGUUGGCAUCUUCACGCCUUUUCCCUAUUUUGACAUUUUGUACGAGGACAACCAACACAUUACUUAAGGUCAUCAUCAUUUUUUUUUAAAUACAGUGAAAAAAAUUAAGUAUUUGAACACCCUGCUAUUAUAUUGCAAGUUCUCCCACUUAGAAAUCACUGAGGGGUCUGAAAUUCUCGUCGUAGGUGUUUGGUUUAAGCAGGGGAACCUUCCGGCCCAUGCGCGAUUUCAAACCUUGACGUCUUCGUGUAUUACCAACAGUCACCAUGGAAACGGUGGUCCCAGUUCUUUUCAGGUCAUUUGCCAAGUCCUGUCGUGUCGUCCUGGGCUGAUUCCUCACCUUUCUAAGGAUCAUUGAGACGCCACGAGGUGAUAUAUCUCGCAUGGGGCUCCACUCCGAUUGAGAUUGACCGUCAUGAUUAGCUUCUUCCAUUUUCUAAUGAUUGCUCAAACUGUGCAGUUUUUUUUCCACCAAGCUGCUUGGCAAUUUCUCCGUAGGCCUUUGCAGCCGUGUGGAGUUGUACAAUUUUUUGUCUCUGGUGUCUUUGGACAGCUCUUUGGUCUUGGCCAUGUUACAAGUUUGAGUCUUACCGAUUGUAUGGAGUGGACAGGUGUCUUGGUGCAGCUAAUGACCUCGCAGAAGUGCAUCUGAUUCAGGGUAAUACCUGGAGUGGAGGUGGACUCUUAAAGGCGGACUAACGGGUCUUUUAGGGUCAGAAUUCUAGCUGAUAGACAGGUGUUCAAAUAGUUAUUUGCAUCUGUAUCACACAAACAAAUCGUUAAAAAAAAAAUCAUACAUUGUGAUUUCUGGAUUUUUCUUUUUAGAUUCUCUCUCUGACAGUGGACAUGCACCUACGAUGAAAAUUUCAGACCCCUCUAUGAUUUUUUUAAGUGGGAGAACUUGCAAUAUAGCAGGGCGUUCAAAUACUUAUUUUCUUCACUUUAUAAUAUCUAUUGGGGUGGCACGGUGGAGCACCUGGAAAGCGUUGGCCCCACAGUUCUGAGGUCGCGGGUUCAAUCACAGACCCGCUUGUGUGAAAUUUGCAUGUCCUCCCGGUGCCUGCGUGGGUUUUCUCCGGGUGCUCCGGUUUCCUCCCACAUCCCAAAAACAUUAUUUGGACACUUCAAAUUGCCCCUAGGUGUGAUUAUGAGUGUGGCUGUCUGUCUCAAUGUGCCCUGCAAUUGGCUGGCAACCAGUUCAGGGUGUACCCCGCCUCCUGCCUGUUGACAGCUGGGAUAGGCUCCAGCACUCCCCGCGACCUUUGUGAGGAUAACCGGCUAAGAAAAUGGACGGAUGAUAUCUAUUUGUGGACGUAGUCUCUGCUCCUUGCUACACUCAACCUGAUGGUGCCUGCUCAUGAAACUCGGAAUGCGCAACUCUUGAUUUUGUUUGUUUAAAUGUUAUGAUAUGUCAGGAUCCGAUACAUAUAUAUUUUUUUUUUGUCUAAAAAGAAAAAAAUAAUGUUUUGGAUGGGGUUUUUCCAUCUCACCUCCGCGAUAAGCAUUAGGCUACCGUAAGAUGCAACAUUCUGGUUAAUUUCAAGUUCAUCGUUAGAUGAUGUAACUUUCAUUUCAUCUUCAGGCUUCUUUGUACUCAAUAUGAACUUCUUCCAUUGUGUCUUUGACUUUGUGUGUACAGCUCAACGCACAAGUGCCAUUCAGAAUUGUAAACUUUCAGACGUGAUGCCAAACCGUUGUGUGUAGAGAUUGAUGAAAGUCCCCAAAGAUGUUUUACUAUCGAUGGUGAGCAACUAGCUGUAUCGUUACAACCGAACGGGCAGAAGAAGACGUCGGCGUGACUUGACUGUCGAAACUGGCGUCGGUCACGAUGCAAAACGUGGCAAAGAAAUCGCGACCCGCCAGAACAUAAACACGGUUGUGUAAUUGACUCGAGCUGUCAACAGUAAAGUACUCGUAACCUCGUUACUUUGGUAACUGCUUUGCACACGCCUGAUUCUUGUGUAUUUCAACGGAUUAACGUGUUUGCUGUUUUUACUCUGAGGUAUUUCUGUUGUGUGCAUCGUGUGCUCUGUCUGCAUUGUAUAGGAAUCUUGGAUGCAUCCUAUUUCAAAGUGAGUAAAAAAAAAAAUAAAAAAUGGCUGCCUAUGUAUCGUCAGGGCUGUGAUAUAACACUGAUGAGUACUAAUAUUUUAACAGUGUGGAUAUUUUGUAGAUUUGAUAUGUACAUACUGGAGUACAUUAAAC
Molecule: messenger RNA, 4643 nt
Organism: Syngnathoides biaculeatus (alligator pipefish)
Lineage: Eukaryota; Metazoa; Chordata; Actinopteri; Syngnathiformes; Syngnathidae
Gene: rhbdl3
Product: rhomboid, veinlet-like 3 (Drosophila)
Exons: 8
Coding region: 791-1891 (366 amino acids)
Cellular component (GO): membrane
Molecular function (GO): calcium ion binding; serine-type endopeptidase activity
Source: RefSeq, a predicted model, not a curated record